CUUAUGAGUAUUUUUUUAAAUGUUAUCUUAUCAAUAACAUGUUCUAUUUGUUUCAAAAAUUUAGAUAAUUAGAGAUUGUUUGGCAGAACUCUUGAUACAUAACAAUGGUGCAACCUGUUUUUGUGGUCCAUGGAGGAGCUGGAGAUAUUCCAGAUUGCAGAAAGCAAGUUAAAUAUGAAGGAAUUAAGAAAGCAGCCAUGGAAGGCCACCGAGUCUUGUACGCUACCGGGAAUGUUCUAGAUGCGGUUGAAGCAGCAGUUCGCACCAUGGAAGACGAUGAAAAUUUUAAUGCAGGUAGAGGCUCUACUUUAAAUGCAGCAGGGGAAGUAGCAAUGGACGCUCUUGUUACUGAAGGAAAGAAUCUUUCAGCAGGCAGUGUUACGCUGGUGAAGAAUAUUGCUAAUCCCAUUUCUCUAGCUAGAAUGGUCAUGGAAAAAACUCCGCAUGCGAUAUUAGGAGGCGAGGGUGUAGAAGAGUUUAUUGUCAAAAUGGGUUUUCCUAGGGUACCUGAUGACUACCUCAUUACAGAGUUCGAAAAAAAAGCUUUAGAAGAAUUCAGAAAGAGGUCACUUGCCGAUGGAAAAUCUUCUCUUACUAAUGUCGGAGACCGAACUCUAGGUGAUGUAGGCACAGUAGGUUGCGUCGCUGUUGAUUCAACCGGCCAUGUUGCUUCCGGAACAUCUACUGGAGGCACCACAGGAAAGUAUAAGGGAAGGAUUGGAGAUACACCACUUCCAGGCUGUGGAGGAUACAGUGACGAUGAAAUAGGAGCUGUUUCUUCAACUGGUCAUGGAGAAACAAUAUUGAAAUAUAACUUGGCUCACCGGAUCUUGACAUUAAUGCAACAAGGUGAAUCUCCACAAAAUGCCACGGUUGCAGCUUGUGAAUCUAUGACCAAAAGAAUUGGAAAUACAGGAGGUGCCAUAACUGUAAGCAACAAAGGUGAAAUUGGAAUAGGAUUCACUACAGAUCGAAUGGCAUGGGCUUACCAGCUGGGCGACGAGUAUAAUGUUCUUUUGAGGGUAAAUAUCGCUCUGCCUCAUCCGGCUACUGCGAUACAUUAUUUUCUAGUAUAUCUAGUUCCUCCGUCCAAUAUGGCUUGUUCUACUUUCUGCAACCAAUUGUUUAUCUCCGAUUCGGACCAAUAUUUUAAUGAUAAAAGUGUAACAACGAUACCUCCUGUUCUCUUGGUUCAUGGAGGAGCAGAAUUCAUUCCCGACUCUGAUAAAAAAGUUAAAUUGGAUGGAGUUAAGGAGUCGGCUUGCGAAGGGUACCGAGUGUUAAUUGAAACGGGAUGCGUUCUAGAUGCGGUUGAAGCAGCUAUACGUGUAAUGGAAAUGAACUCAGCGUUUAAUGCAGGGAGUGUUACUUUAGCGAGAAACAUCGCUCAUCCUAUCUCCCUUGCGCGAAUGGUGAUGGAAUGUUCUCCACAUGCUAUAAUAGGAGGCAAUGGAGUCCAGGACUUCAUUGAGAAAAUGGGUGUUACCAAGGUUCCUGACUGCUAUCUCAUUACGCAAAAUUCUAUGAGAGCUUUAGAAAAAUUUAAACAGAUGUCUUUAACUGAGAAAACUCAUAAAUUUGUUGAGUUCGAAGAGCCAGGUAGCGGAGAUACUGUUGGGUGCGUAGCUGUUGAUAUGUGUGGCCAUGUCGCUUCUGGAACCUCUUCUGGUGGUCUCACAGGCAAAUACAAAGGAAGGAUUGGAGACUCACCAAUUCCAGGAAGUGGAGGGUAUAGUGAUGAUGAGGUUGGGGCUAUAUCUGUGACUGGACAUGGUGAACUCAUCUUACAAUGCAACUUUUCUCAUCGGGUAUUGUCGUCGAUGAAAGAAGGGAAAUCUGCCGGGGAAGCCGCAGCAGCUACAUGUGAACACAUGACAAAGAGAUUGCAGAAACCAAUCAUGGUUGGUGCGAUAAUAGUCAGCAAUAAGGGUGAGGUUGGAAUAUAUUUUUCUACAAAGCACAUGCCCUGGGCCUACCAAGUUUGCAAUGAACUGCACUAUGGGAUCAACCAAGGCGAGGAUAUUUGUGUAAAGCUAAACUAAAUUAAGAAAGUUUUUCCCUAAAUGACUGGGAUAAUUUACCCCUUCAUAAAAGAACUUAAUCAUUGGAUAUGAUGGUUAGCCAUGGCUUUGUAACUCUUUGUUUUAAUCGUAUUUAUACAUAUAAUGGUAUUAACUUGGAGUGACCUUUCAGUAAAUAAGAUAAUUUUGAUUCAGAGAAGAUGUAACAUUUUGUGUUGUAAUAAAUACAUCCAUGUUUUAAUAUAAU
Messenger RNA from Nezara viridula (southern green stink bug), 2268 nucleotides. The record is from the annotation of a GenBank genome assembly. Lineage: Eukaryota; Metazoa; Arthropoda; Insecta; Hemiptera; Pentatomidae.